Messenger RNA from Eupeodes corollae, 1518 nucleotides. RefSeq names its product zinc finger protein 570-like. Gene Ontology annotation, cellular component: chromosome; nucleus. The coding region runs from base 134 to 1258 and encodes 374 amino acids. NCBI's taxonomy places the organism in Eukaryota, Metazoa, Arthropoda, Insecta, Diptera, Syrphidae. The transcript has 4 exons. Gene Ontology annotation, molecular function: zinc ion binding; chromatin insulator sequence binding. Gene Ontology annotation, biological process: regulation of transcription by RNA polymerase II. The record is from RefSeq and is a predicted model, not a curated record.
UAAGAUUUGUAUUCCUUUUCAUAUUUCAAUUGUCACUCGUAGCAACAACACCAAAGUUUCCGUUUUGUUAAACAAUUCGAUUUUUGUAAACAUUAAUAUUCCAUUUAAAGAAUUUUAAAAUAAGAGUAAAACAAUGGACAUUAAGAGUAUUCCUAUCUGUAGAGUUUGUAUGCAAACGUCUCCAGAAUACGUUGAUUUCGAUAUGCCACUUCAAAACGAAAAUGAAGAAGACACCAGUAUUACAUAUUUGGAUUUUUUCUUUGAGUGCACACGCAUCGAGGUGGAACCUCAAGAAGGAGAAUCACAGUGUUUUUGUUUACCAUGUGGCGAUGAACUUCGUUCGUUUUAUAAAUUCAUUAAAAUUGCAGAAAUGUCGGAUCGUAUUUUGAAAUCAUCAAAACAAAACUCGUCGUUAAGUGGGAAAAGUUUCAAUACAAAUAAUUCAGAUUCAUACAAAAUUAAUAAAUUGGAACACAAGAAGAACGAGUCGUGUUUGCAUGUGGAAGAUUUUAAAUGUACUAAAAACAACACCGAAGAGAUAAUAAAAUGCAGUAAUGAAGAAACAAUACAUUAUCUGUUAAAGGAAACAAACGAACAGGAAAAGAAUACAAAACAUCGAUUAAUUAAGUUAAAGGUGGAACCUUUUAAGAAAACUGAAUUUAAAGCUAACGAUAGCUUGAAUAAUAAUUUGUGUACAGGUUUGGGCAAAAACCUUAGUGAAAAUGAAUCAAACUUACUUAAAAAUGGUCAUUUCACUGAAGUCAUCGAAACGAAAUUGAAAAGAAAAAAAUCAAAAAUAGGUCCAGCUGAAUGUAUUUUUUGUCAUGAGAUUUUAAGAAAUCAAAAACUUCUCGAUCGACAUCUUAUUGACGAGCAUCAAAGACGGACAAAGCCAUGUGAGAUAUGCGGUAAAAUGGUCAUACGCAUGCGAGACCAUCUUUUGAUUCAUGAACGUGAAAAACAUUGCAUCCAAAGACCCAAGAUAGAAUGUAAAAUUUGUUUUCGAAUGAUAUCAAAACAAACAAUAAGUCGACACAUUCGCCAAGUCCAUCAUCGAGAAAUAAGAAAACACAAAUGUUCGGAAUGCUCCCAGACUUUUGCUGAUGCGCACAAACUUAAGGUUCAUAUCCUUAAAGGUCACAAUUCUAGGAUGAAUAUAAAGUGUUUAUUAUGUGCCAGAAAAUUUGAAAAUGCAAUUUCUCUAAAUAACCAUUUAAGGGUACAUCCUUGCUUGGUUCGUGUUUCUAAAAAUUUGUAAGCUUGAUAGCAAACUCUGACAUGCACCAAAAAAGUUAUUUAAAUUAUUUUGUUUAAAUUAAUUUCUAAGUAAAAAAAGUAAAUUUAUGAUAAGAGACGAAAUAAAAAUGUAGAUGACCGAGAAUUUAAAAGUAACUAAAAUUGAAUGUUGAUUUUUACUUUUAUUGCAUAUUUGUAAAAUUGUGACGGGACUUAAAAUUAUACAGAUUAUAAAUAUCAUAUUUAAUCAAAAUUCAACAAUUUUACUUUAGUUUAAUAUUG